This is a messenger RNA of Cololabis saira (Pacific saury), 832 nucleotides long. RefSeq names its product phosphatidylethanolamine-binding protein 1-like. Gene Ontology annotation, biological process: negative regulation of MAPK cascade. NCBI's taxonomy places the organism in Eukaryota, Metazoa, Chordata, Actinopteri, Beloniformes, Belonidae. The transcript has 4 exons. The record is from RefSeq and is a predicted model, not a curated record. The coding region runs from base 107 to 676 and encodes 189 amino acids.
UCGAUGUUAGUUCUCAUUUAUCCCGGUGGUACGCAGCACAGCACAUCUGUCGUUUCCCUCUGCGUGGUUGUAACAGUCAGCGUCUGCAAACGGAAUAAAGCCUAAAAUGCCCGUCGAUUUGAGCCAGUGGUCCGGCGCCCUCGCCCUGCAGGAGGUGGAUGAAAAGCCUGCCAAGCCCCUGAGCAUUAAAUACACUUCUACAGAAAUUGACAAGCUCGGGAAAGUGCUCACCCCAACACAGGUUCAGAAUCGACCCACUGCUGUCGAGUGGGAGGGCUGUGACGCAAAUAAACUGUACACUUUGGCCCUGACCGACCCCGACAACCCCAGCAGGAAAGAUCCCAAGUUCAGAGAGUGGCACCACUUUCUGGUGGUGAACAUGAAGGGCAACGACGUGUCCUCCGGCUGUGUCAUGUCCGACUACCUCGGCUCCGGCCCAAUCAAGGGCACAGGUGUCCACAGGUACGUGUGGCUGGUGUACGAGCAGCCGGCCAGCCUGUCCUGCUCCGAGCCCGUCCUCCCCAACAACUCCGGCAACGGGGUUGGUCGCGGCAACUUCAAGAUCCAGGCCUUCAGGAAGAAGUACAACCUGGGAGCCCCGGUGGCGGGAACCUGCUACCAGGCAGAGUGGGACGACUACGUCCCCAAGCUGUACGAGCAGCUGGCCGGAAAAUGAGAAAAGUCUUGGCUCUAAACAGUUGGACACCAGAUACAGCUAUCUGGUGCCGGUAAAAAAAAGUACCAUCUACCAUUUCCUUUCCUUGCUGAUUUAAAAACCCAAGAACAUCCUCUCACUGAAGCCGCCUGAACUUCACUGCAAUAAACUGGGAAC